Symbiodinium sp. CCMP2456 is the source of this 1251-nucleotide messenger RNA. The record is from the annotation of a GenBank genome assembly. Lineage: Eukaryota; Dinophyceae; Suessiales; Symbiodiniaceae.
AUGGAUGGCAUGAUUGUCAUGUUCGCGCCCGGCAAGGGUGAUCGAGAGGCUGGAAUCAAAGCCAUCAAGGACUUCGGCAUCCCCAAUGCCUUCCUCGACUUGACCAUGAAAGCAAGCGUACGCUUCAAGCAGUCGGAUUUCGUAUCCUCAUUGCUGGAUACUGUGGAAAUCUUAGAUGAGAUCUACACCACUGAUAUGGGCUUCGAUCCGAACCCUUGGCGCACGGAAGAGAAGAUCAAUUGCGACCCAGGCAAAGGAGAGAUCAGCGUGAACCUGGUGGACCUGAUGGAGUUUCUCGACCUGAAGCCUGACGGGACCAUGGAUGACAAGAAAAUGAAAGAAGCCGAGGACGCUUUUCGCACGUGGAAGGAAUCAGAUGCCUUCAGGCGUCGAGUUGUGGGAAUUCUCACAGAAGAAGGAAGAGGAGUGGCCAACUACAAGGACUACGGUGCCUUGUCAAGAUGGUUGCGCAAGCACUUCCCACAAGAUGAAGAAUAUCGAGUCUUAGUCCAUGCCCAUGGUGGUGAUGGAAACACCCAGGACGCUGCUAGCGUCGAGGCGGUCCUGGAAGGAGCAAAUGGGGUGUGGGCAGCAGUCAUUCCACAAGCUGCUCAGUCUGGGCACAACUCCAGCAUGGUCUUCCUUGACAACAUGCUGCAGAUGGGCAACGGGCAUGUUUUGGAUGACUUCUGGCUUCAUCAGGCCGCUCAAUGUGCCCGUCACAUCUACUCCCUAAACUUCAAUAGCUAUGCCAUCCCCGACGAUUGUCCCAUCUGGGGAGCCAGAGUUGAUCAGCUGCUUCACACGGCUUUCAGCACGGUCUCAGGAGAGGAGUGGCGGCAGCGACGUUGCAAAUAUUAUGAUAUUUGGGGAGAUGACGCAAGAGCGCAGAUUGGUCGAAUGACCAAAUCCACAGAUCUGCAACACAAAGUGGCGAUGCUGCGGAGCCUAUCCCGCGGAGGAAACUACCGAAUCUCACCACUCGUGUCUGAUGUUGAGACAUGGCGGAAGCGCAUUGUUGAACUCGGAGCAGCUGUGGUUGGACCUAGGGGACGGGCAGGAGAUCACGUGAAAGAAGUCCGAGAUCUUGGCUUCGCCCUGAUGAACGCGGGUAUUCGAGCAAACAUGAACGAGGCAGCCACCCUGAAGCAGCUCUGGGACAUCGCAACACGCAACAAGACAGAGAAGAUCAGGUGUGACCAGGUUGCUGGAUACUUGAAAGCUCAACAGCACCAAGGAGAGAAGGAGUAG